AUGGCCACGUUACACAGUUUCUAUGUAUUUUACAAAAACAAAUGUAUUUAUCGCAUAUUAUACACUGAAGCAGUACUUAGAGCUGUGAAAAAUUGCACUAAACACUCAUCUAUACAUAGCCAACCCUCAGAAGUCAGUGAUUCUGCGGACACACAUAAGAAUGAAUCUCCUGUGGAAGAUUUGGAAGAGUCUAACAAGCAAUAUGAAAAACUAUUACUGGGUUUCCUCUCCGGAUUGUCAUCAUUUAGCAAAACGAUAUGUAUGGCCAAUGAUUUGAAUGAUCCAGACGGAUUGUCUAUCGCACAUUUCAAUUCAUGCACAACUCACAAUUUCAAGAUUCACUACUUUGAGACCAUAACAGGCUACAAGUUAAUAUGUAUUACAUCCCCCGAUUCUCCAGGGCUUGAACAAACUUUAAAGUCAAUGUAUAUUGAUCUAAUCACGAAUUUGAUAUUAGCUAAUCCACUUUAUAAAGUUGGAACAACAAUAAAAUCGACAGAAUUCGAUUGUUUGGUUGAAAAAACACUCUAUACCGCCAUGAAUCAAUAA
Messenger RNA from Theileria equi strain WA, 549 nucleotides. RefSeq lists its product as hypothetical. Gene Ontology annotation, biological process: endoplasmic reticulum to Golgi vesicle-mediated transport. Bases 1 to 549 code for a protein of 182 amino acids. Gene Ontology annotation, cellular component: TRAPP complex. The record is from RefSeq and is a predicted model, not a curated record. The transcript has 2 exons. NCBI's taxonomy places the organism in Eukaryota, Apicomplexa, Aconoidasida, Piroplasmida, Theileriidae.